Molecule: messenger RNA, 1585 nt
Organism: Verruconis gallopava
Lineage: Eukaryota; Fungi; Ascomycota; Dothideomycetes; Venturiales; Sympoventuriaceae
Exons: 2
Coding region: 72-1358 (428 amino acids)
Biological process (GO): translation
Cellular component (GO): ribosome
Molecular function (GO): structural constituent of ribosome; RNA binding
Source: RefSeq, a predicted model, not a curated record
CUCAUAGCUCAGCGAACGAUUAAAUUCAUCUCAUCUCACCCUUUUCACUUCAUUUUGCCCCUAAAGUCGCCAUGAGCGUGUGCCGCUCAGCGACAUGUCUCUUUCGCCGUAGAAUACUCGCCGCCUCUUCCAGCACAACCGCGUCUAGUGCAAGUCGCCCCUUCUCAUCAACAUGUCUGCGCCAACGCAAUUCGGAGCGCAAGGUGCGGCCGGUGUACGAUCAAUUGCCCUCUGAGAAACUCGACGACAUCCAAGAUGUUACGAAGAUUCUUCCUUUCCGCAAAGAAGGUGGAGAAAUGGAACGGCAUUACACUCCUGAACAAAUUGAAGCAAUGCGAGAAGCGGAAAAGGCCAUUGACCCACGGGAUCUGGUUACGCAGGCGAGGAUGAGGACGGACCAUUGGGCACCACAGACGUUCGACGACUUUGCUUACAUUGAUCCGUUGGUGGAGAAGGACAAGGGAUAUGCGAAGCAGCUGCGAGAGAUCACGAGCGAUGCGUUUAUACCAAAGAUCGUUCGGCGGCUGAAGGACCCGAGGGAGACGAAGGAGCUGUUUGAGGAAGCAAGAAAGAUGAACUUGGCGCUCGACGUCAAGACCUUCAUCGACAAGCUCGAAGACUGGUGCAAGAAGAAUCCGGAACAGUUCCGUGAGCGAGAAAUGUACGUGCGGGAUGUCCUGCAUCGCUAUGUCCCCGUGGAAGGCGAUCAGGAGGACUGGCAAGAAGAGUUUGCCAAGUACAACGAGGCCGCCGAGGAGCUCAAGUCCAGAGGGCCGGCCGCGAAAGAGGAGUCUCUUGAAGAAGCGGGCCUUCGCCGCGUUGCGGCGGAAAUAGGCUUCGAGGUUAAGGACCUGCGCAAAUUCCGAGUCAAGAUGCUUGUCUUCCGACGUGUCGUCAAUCAGACGCGCAUGGGCAAGAUCCCCAGCAUGUACAACCUGGUGGCGGUGGGCAACGAGGACGGACUGAUUGGCAUGGGCGAAGGCAAAGGCGCUGAAUCAGGCGACGCCAGGCGGCAGGCGAUGCUGAACGCGUUCCGCAACCUCAAGUCGAUACACAGAUACGAGAACCGGACCAUAUACGGCCAGGUCAAGAAGAAGGUCGGCGGCACGACCGUGGAGAUCACCGCGAAGCCGCCCGGCUUUGGUCUGCGCUGCCAGCACCUGAUCUUCGAGCUUUGUCGUCUAGCCGGCAUCCACGACAUCAGCGCCCGUAUCGGCCGGUCGAGAAACCCUAUGAACACGGUCAAGGCUUUCUUUGAGGCCGUGACCGACCAGAAGCUGCCGGAUGACAUUGCCAGAGCGAGAGGGAGAAAGUUGGUCGACGUGAGAAAGGUCUAUUACGACGGCAAUGUUUACUGAGAAACGGCCUAGCUCUUUGGUGCUGGCCAGUCCUCUCAUGCUUUGUGUAACACAUAGAACUUUUCCUGUAAGCAUAGUAGUUUGUCGCAUGGCUCGGGUGUGCAUUGCAUCAAGCAUAGGCCGGCGCUGGCAUUGUACGCCCCUCAUCUUUUCCUCACCUCCCCCUCCCCUUUUUCCGAGCAUAAGAUGGGCCAACCAAACAAAAAUUCAAAACCUUGUUCUCGACG